Cyprinodon variegatus (sheepshead minnow) is the source of this 7313-nucleotide messenger RNA. Its product is annotated as protein FAM83H-like. The record is from RefSeq and is a predicted model, not a curated record. Gene Ontology annotation, cellular component: keratin filament. Gene Ontology annotation, biological process: protein localization to cytoskeleton; positive regulation of cell migration; intermediate filament cytoskeleton organization. Gene Ontology annotation, molecular function: keratin filament binding. Lineage: Eukaryota; Metazoa; Chordata; Actinopteri; Cyprinodontiformes; Cyprinodontidae. Bases 223 to 6447 code for a protein of 2074 amino acids. The transcript has 6 exons.
UUCCUCCCAGUCUGUCUGUCGGACAUUCAGCCCAACAUGCCAGAAGCAUGACGGAGAACUGGUUGAGCUGGAAGGAGAGGAGAGGAGAGGAGCAAUGUUAGAGAAAAGUUUUCUUCAAACGGGAAACAUGGAGCAAAGCGGCUCAGAGCUGCAGAAAAGCUGAGUGAUGGUCGGAAAGUUUUACCUCCGGAAAGCCUGACGAGGAAAUAAAACAUAAAGAGUAUGGCGCGCCGCUCUCAGUGUUCCUCUGCUGGGGAUAAUCCCCUGGACCCCAACUACCUCCCUCCCCACUACCGGGAGGAGUACCGCCUGGCUAUUGACGCCCUGGUUGAGGACAGCUUGGAUGGAUACUAUCACUUGCUCCAAAACGUGGACGUUGUGGACUUUCUGUCACCGGAUGAAAUCCAGUACAUCCAGAGCGUCGUUCAGCCUCCGAAGCAGAGCAUCCACCCUGAGCAGCAGUUCCUGGAUUGUGAGGGAGAAGGCUCCUCGGACACCUACUGGCCCAUUCACUCUGACCUGGACGUGCCGGAUCUGGACCUGGGCUGGCCUCAGGUGCAUCACUUCGUUGAACCCACGGAGGUCACGACCCUCGUUAACCCCCCUGAACCGGACAUGCCGAGCAUCAAGGAGCAGGCGCGACGACUGAUCAAGAACGCCCAGCAGGUCAUUGCCAUAGUGAUGGACAUGUUUACUGAUGUGGAUAUUUUUGCGGAUAUUCUCAACGCUGCAGGGAGGAGAGUUGCCGUCUACAUCCUGCUGGACGAACACAACGCUGAUCUCUUUGUUAACAUGGUUGCCAACUGUAGAGUAAACCUACAGGCCUUUCCAUUCAUACGCGUGCGAACGGUGUCUGGGAUAACAUAUCAGUGCCGCUCAGGAAAAACCUUCAAAGGCCAGAUGAUGGAUCGCUUCCUGUUGACCGACUGCAGAGCUGUGCUGAGUGGAAACUACAGUUUUAUGUGGUCUUUUGAGAAGCUCCACCGCUGCAUGGCGCACCUGUUCCUCGGACAGCUUGUGACCACCUUCGAUGAGGAGUUCCGGAUUCUGUUUGCUCAAUCUCAGCCGCUGAAUGUUGAAAACAUGCUCUCCCGGAUAGAGGAUUUAAGAGUUUUACAGAAGAGACAAUUUCCAAAUGAAAGCACUUCAAAGUACAGAGAGCCUAAAAGGUUCCUGUCUCUGGACGUUCCCUCUGAUGAUUGGGCAGGACAUUCUUACGAUGAGCACGCAGGCGGGAGUUUAAGGAUUAUGGCUAUGAAAAGGCAGGGGGCCGUUCGUGGCCCUGCUGAUAUGUAUAAUAGGUAUGGUUCCCAGCAGACCCUUGUGGACCCUUCUUUUGAUCAGGGCCCAGCACGGAUUUUGAUGACAGAUAAUCCUGCCUUAAAGCGUCAUUCUUAUGCCGGAGAUGUUCCAGGGAGAUACUCCUUGCCAUUCUUGCAACAACAGGGAAUGCCUGACUCCGAACCGAGAGGAAAGCUUUUUCACAGAGACCAGCAGCUUUUUCCGGGACCAGGAGCAGAAGAAGACUACAGCAGCUAUGAGAAGUUCUGGAACCAAGGCUAUAUGCAAGCAGAACAGUUCUCUGUACCAGGUUUACAACAAGAGGUACUACCACCUGAAUUUGACCCUGUUCUUAACUACUUAUCAUCUACCAGAAAUCUAGACUUGGAUCAAGGCUCAGAUAGAUUACUACCUCCAGCGGAUAUACCUUUUACUUCCCCUCACCCCAAAAGACGGGGGGUAAGACAGCCAUAUGUCGGUCAAACCUCUCCUACAUCUUCAAACUCAGAUCAGAAGCCUUUUAUCCGUGACGCCACGAUGAACCGCAAGGAUCCCACUGUAAAACAGAAGCUUAGAAACUGGAGGAUUGGCUCAUACCUCAGUGCACAUGAUAAUCCAGAGGAAGAGGCCAUCCCAAUUGAGCCGACUCAGCAGCCAGAUCCUUUCGAAGAACCUGUGGUUCCGAUCCAACAAACUGCCCCUUUAGCGGACUUGCCAUUUCACAAAAUCCCCAACGUGAAAGAGUUUAAGGUUAAUACUGUACCUAGGAUUAGCCAGAUUCCCAGCUACGUCAAAGCACCACCUCAAGAGAAGCCGAAGACAGUCCUGGAUGAGCCUGCUUCAGUGACGGCUGAAACAAAAACCACUCCAACACUUUUUGAAACUUCCUCCACCGCUGAGGUAAAAAAAGAUGAGGAACAGGACCCAAAACAAACAAAAACCCCAAGGCUUCAAAGGGAUGACUCUUUUAGGAAGAAAUACAAUGCAGCAAUGCAGAGAAGCUCCAGAUUAAGAUCUUCCCUGAUAUUCAGUUCCCUUGACCAGCAAAACCCUCAAGAAACUACUAUUGCAGAUCAAGAAGAUGAGGGAGGUGACAAAAGCAAAACCGAACAGACCAAACUCCCCCUUGUGUCUCAUGUUUUGGGACAAAGGAGGUCUACUGCAAGAGAGCCAAUUGAGUGGAGUCGUUACAUAAAACCUACCUCAGAAGCACAAAAAACAGAUAAGGAUGAGGAAAAAGACUCAUCAAGUGGGAAAGAUUCCCAAGACCUUUCAGAAAUGCCAGAGGGAAAGGAGCCAUUAAAACACACAGAUGAAGAGCAAGAUAGUGUUUCAUCAUUGAUGCCUACUUUUGUAGAUAUGAACGAUCCAGAUAACAGGCUCAUGUUUUUUAAAGAACUUGCAGCGCAGCGUAAAGCCGCCAGGGCAUCAGAAGCUCAAACGAAAAAAGAUAAGGGAGAGUUAAAACCACAACCUGAGCCCAAAACUACUUCAAUUUUCCAGAAGAAGGACCCUGUUUCAAAAGAAACUCCUGAAACUUCAGUAGCUAAGGAUUUAGAAAAGACACCUGCUGCAGAGAGUGGAAAUACCAGCAAAAAAGACUGUAAUAGCACUAAAACUGCCAAUGAACAAAAAACUGAAACCAAGAAAACUGAGAAGGACCUUCAGUCAUUGGUUAGCCUUUCUGUUUCGACCGAAACAGACCAACCUACUAAUAAACCUUCAGAAAACCCAACCGUGUCAAAUCCACUGAUGCCUCAAUCCAAAUCGAUGAAAGCUGAAUUGCCUAAAACUGAUCAAGUGCCAGACCUGACCAGCCCAUUUCUCACAGCUUCAUCAUAUGUAGAUAUGAAUGAUCCUGAUAAUAGGCUGAUGUUCUUUAAAGAGUUGGCAGCCAAACGAAAAGCUUCAGCAGCCAAAAAGGGAAAAGAAAAGGCCCAAAAAGAACCUCUGACAGAACCCCAGAACACUUCAGUUCUCCAGAGUGAACAGAAUCCUCCAAUGGGAACACUAGAAAGUAAAAACACUUUUCUAAGAGAGGGUUUGUCAAUGAAAAACACUAUGUCCCCAGAGACAUCAGGGAAUGAAAAUACAAGGAAGAAGGACAGUCUUGUAAAAAAUGAUUCUAUUACUCUCAACACCUCUGAAGAACAAGCUCCCAAAGUUACUGCUGAAACGGUUAGAACAGACAUACAAAAGCAGUCUGAUGAACAAACAGAAACAAGUCAGAGCAAAUCACCAGAACAGUCAACUGUAUCAGAGCCAUCUCUUGAAAUAAAAUCACCCAAGCAAGCAAAUGCUGCUGACGCUACUGUUUCAUCUUGUAUAAACAGCGCUGACAAAAGAGAAAACCUUACUUUAGAAACUGUACCAGUCAUUCCCAGUUUAAUGGACGGUUUAACAUCUUCUGAAUCGUUUCAACCAGAAACCAACAUCUGCUCCACUCCACUUCCAUCUGAAGCAGAACCUGCAUCAACCAUAGGCUCAUUAAAUCCACCAGAGCACACCUCUACCUCUGAUAGCCCUCCACUUGUUUCAGAUUUGCAGAAACACCCUGUUGCUGCAAAACAGACAUUGCCUUCUGAUUCUGCCCAAGAAGUCUAUAGCCCCCCAAAUGAUACUAUAACACUGCCACCAAAUGUUGAUGAAAUCAAACCUAAGCAAGAAUCCUCCAAAGACACUUUAGAAAUCUCCGACAGCCAACACAACCAAACUCAUCUGGAAGAUAUUCCCAAAUUUGAAAACACCUCAAUGGACAAUGCUAAAAUUGUAAAGACUGAUGUUUCUCCAGACAAACAAGCCGCUGUUCUGGAGCCUAACAAGUUAAAUUCCAGCACAGGGAUAAAUAGGGAAGAAGCUACUGUUAUACCUUCAGUUGAGGGAUUAGGGGAAAAUAGUAUUAAAUUAGAGCAAGAAGAGCCAGUUGCAAAAGAAUGUAAGCCUCUUGAAUCACCUGAAGAUCCUAAAGCUUAUAGUGGAUCUCUGGCUGUUUGCUCAUCUACACCUGAUACCAGUUUGUUCUGUGAAUUGGGUCCAGAAGGCUCAGUUUCAGAGCAACAUUUGGAAAAUACAGCUUUGUCUAAUACAGCUUCAGGUGACACCCACACCCAGUCUCAUAUUACCUCAGCUGUGGAGAAAACCGAACAUCCCCAAGACACUUCAACGCAAAAUGCUCUCUCCUCUUACGUAAAUCUAACAGAUAUGAAUGCACCCCCAGUAGUUGAAACAGCAUUGCCCCCCGCAGUGUCUGCGGUGUCAAACCUUGCAGAUACUACCUCUAUGUCAAGUGAGACUCAACCACAAUCCAAGGGAUCAGCUCAGACACCGAAUGAACCUACUACGGUUGCCACAGCUAAAGUCGAUUUGCUCUCCAAAGCAUCUGAUGCUGUCUGUCCUGAAAGCCAAACAGCAGAACCACUUGCGCUUAAAGACAGGAGCCAGGAGCCACUAACAGAGGAGUCUGUGAGCAGAGAGAGAACAAAGGACAAUUCCAAGCAGAGGAACAACUCUGAAAUGACUGAGGUAACAUCCAAUGAGACCAAACCAAAAUCAGAGGAAUCUCUUGAUCAGCCAAUAGCUCAGUCACUGAGUGGACCUACCAUGGUCUCCCCGACUGAUGCUGAUUUAGUAUGCAAACCAUCUGAAGCAGUCAGUCCUGAGAGUCAAACACCAGAGACACCUGUGCCUCAGGAAAGUAGUAAGAAAGAUCAGAAGUUAGUGAAGACAGAUGAGAAAAAAUUUGUCAAUUUAUUUGACAAAGAUAAGAGCCAGGAACCAUCUACCGAGGAGUCUGAAAGCAAAGAGAAAUCAAAAGACAAGCAAAGUAACCAUUCUGAAAUUACUGACGUGACGUCCAAUGAGACCAAACCAAAAUCAGAGGAAUCACUUGAUCAGCCAAGAACUCGGUCAUUGAAUGAAUCUACAAUGGUGGUCCCAACUAAGGAAGAUUUAGUAUGCAAAGCAUCUGAAGCAGUCAGUCUGGAAAGGCAAACACUAGAGACACCUGCGCCUCAGGAGAGUAGUAGAAAAGAGCCUGAGUUACCGGAAACAGAUGAGAAAAAGUCCAGUAGUCUACUAUAUAAAGAUAAGAGCCAGAAACCAUCCACUGAAGAGAAUGCAGGCAUAGAGAUAACAAAAGAUGAGUCAAAGCAGAGUAAUAGCUUUGAAACAAAAAAUUUAACAUCCAAUGAGACUCAAAUUAAAUCUGAGGAAUCUCUUGGCCAGCCAACAGCUAAUUCAGUGAGUGAAUCUACUGCGGUGGCCCCAGCUGAGACUCAUUUACCCUGUGAUACAUCUGAAGAAGUCAAUUCUGAAAGCCAAACACCAGAGACACCUGUGCCUCAGGAAUGUAGUAAGAAAGAGCUUAAGUUCGUGGAGACAGAUGAGAAAAAAUCCAACAAUUUACUUGACAAAGAUAGGAGCCAGGAACCCUCCACUGAGAAGUCUUCAAGCAAAGAUAAAUCAAAAGACAAGCAGUGUAACAACUCUGCAAUGGCUGAGGUAACAUCCAAUGAGUCCAAACCAAAAUCAGAGGAAUCACUUGAUCAGCCAACAGCUCAGUCAUUGAAUGAAUCUACAAUGGUGGCCCCUAGUAAGGCUGAUUUAGUAUGCAAAACAUCUGAAGCAGUCAGUCAUGGAAGCCAAACACCAGAGACACCUGUGACUCUGGAGAGUAGUAAAAAAGAGCUUGAGAAAGUUGAGACAGAUGAGAAAAAAUCUAAUAGUCUACUGGAUAAAGAUAACAGCCAGAAACCAUCCACAGAAGAAUCUUUGAACAAAGAGAAAACUAAAGAUGAGUCAAAACAGAGUAACGGCUCUGAAACAGAAGUUACACCAAAGCAGCCCAAAUCAAGUCAGUCUCGCUAUCACUCGUCGACAGUGAACGUCAUAUCCAGCAGCAAUCUGCGAGACGACACAAAGCUUCUGCUGGGACAGAUUUCUGCCAACUCCCAAAGUAGGAAUGAAGCCACAAAAGAUUCCCCUGUCACAGAUGACGAGAAAGAAGACAAAGCUGACAAAAACGCCAAAAACGAGAAGGGAUUGGGGUACAGGACGUUAAACAGAGGGUCUACUAAAUCAGUUCAGGAGCGCGAGCAACUGCUGGAGAAGAUUCAGACCAUGAGGAAGACGAGGAAAGUUUACAGCCGUUUUGAGAUGGCACCUUGAGAGGAGUCUAAGGAAAGUGAUAAAAGGGAAAGAUGUUUUUGAGUCUGCAAGGUUCUUUCUGCUUUUGCUGCAAACAGGCUUAUUACGCACAAAAGUUUAAGGGGACCAGUGUUGCAUUAAUUUACCAUCAAUAGAUACAUCCACCAACGACGUUCCAUGUUCAGUAAAGGACUUCUGACUGAUGGCAUCGGAACUGUACGACCAGAACGGACAGGAAAUGGGUUCAGAAGACAUUCAGCAUUGUUAAAGCUGUGUUUACUGACUGCAUGGGUAAAGUGCAAUGCAUGUUUUUGCGAUGACACCUGUUGUGGCUAAUAGCACUGAAUCUAAAGUCCACUUGUUAUGUGACCUUAUAGGAAUCUGAAGUAACCAGUUUGUAAAACUGGUAGAACUCUAAUUUGUUCUGUAAUAUAUUGCUUGAAUUCACUUUUGAGAGAAUAUGAUGGAUAUUCAUAGAUUAACCUGUUAAAACAGUGGAUGUGUACAUUUUCAUCUAUGAGUAAGAAAGAAAACUUGAACUUAUGGAGCAACAGAAAUGGAUUAGCAGCCUUAGUACUGAAAUAAGUCUAGAGCAAUAUUUGGACAGAAUGUGAUGUUUUGCUCACUUAACUUGAGAGACAUUGAAAUCAACCUUUGUUUGUUUUCAAGGUGCAGUUUGUUGUAUUACCCCAAAAUUGCCAUUUUAAUUUAGAGAAUUUCUUUGUCCUUGUAAAUAAGAAUCUCAUUUGAAAUUAACAAGCUUUGUUUAUUUGCAUCUUUUUGUCGCCAUAUUUAUAAUUUCUUAACAAAACUUCUCUGACGGUGAAACAGAAAGUGUUAAAACCCAUUAAUGGUGCAUUAAGUCAAUAAAAACCUUGUUCCCAGAG